CCAGCCAUGGCGCGCAGCAUCUUCCUGGUAUGCUCGCUUUGCGUCUUACUUGUCAUCUCUUUGAUGCGCACGCGCGCUCCAUCAGGCCAGGCACUGGCGGCCUUGAUGACUCCCUGGAGCAGACCGAAACCUCAACAUCAUGUCUACUCCAUCAAAGCGAGCGGACUCGGGUGCGUGGUGAAAGCGGUAUACGAUAAAGACACAUACAAGUCAUGCGCUGCGUUGCCUUUUCCUCAUCGCAGCGAUCGAGUCCAUGUGGAAAUGCAGCGGCCGAGAGCAGCAAAGGAUGCCCUGCGCUGGCCGCCAUGACAUGGCAAAACCAUCGGCAGAGGACCGGUGACCGUUACACCGAUGGAAGGGAGUGUAGCGGGCGCAAGUCGCGUGCGCAUCGAAGGCUGCAGGAACCUUCCUAUCCGUUGCUCUUCCCCGCAUCGAGUGGUAUCUUCCCAUCAUCCGAGACACCACGAGCAUGUACCGGUGCUGUCAUCUCCACCCUCCUCUAUACCCAGCAAGACAGUCCGGCGCCAGCCUGUGCCUGGGCUACUGUGGCUUGUCCAUUUUCCAUGCCGCCGUGCUGCUUGAGGUCGCCAACUGGCAUGUCGUCAUCGGUUCUGCACCUAAUAUCCACGUCUUCGCAUUGCAAGGCCCAACAGAAAAGGCCCGGCUUGUAUGUAUACACGCUCGCCCCGUACCUGGUUUUGCGCUGCGCUAAUGCCAAGUUCGCAUGCCUGCCGCGGUGCCACGAGCCUUAGCCGCGUGGCUUAAGGUCCUGGGGAUCUGCCGCCUCGGUUUCCAGGUGGUGCAAGAUGCUGCGCCCUGAUUGGGCUGCUGCUUGGAUGACCUCAAGCCACUUCCGCUUUGGGCGGCCCGUCCAAAGCUUCCCUGUGACAUCAGUCAAUCGCUCUGGGAGCCCU
This is a messenger RNA of Paraphaeosphaeria sporulosa, 914 nucleotides long. RefSeq lists its product as uncharacterized. The record is from RefSeq and is a predicted model, not a curated record. Lineage: Eukaryota; Fungi; Ascomycota; Dothideomycetes; Pleosporales; Didymosphaeriaceae. The coding region runs from base 213 to 752 and encodes 179 amino acids. The transcript has a single exon.